ACACACACACGCACACGCAAACACACACACACACACACUCUCUCGCAGUGAGUCCUCUUUUCUCCUGCACAGAGUUCCUUCCCUUUUCCAGCUUCACCUUCUGUCGGAAUGUGCGCUCCAUAGACUGGAUCUUCUAAUUAUUCCCGGAUAUCCUGACUGAAGGAUUUCUGAUCCGGUUGUGGUUGAGUUGAGGAAUGUGGAAGAGGAGGACGAUGCUGUUUAAAGCGAUUAUCCUGUGCUUACUGCACAUGGCGUCAGUCGGCCAGGCGCUGGACUGUCACAAAUCGGACGAAUGCCCCAUAGACCUGUAUUUCGUUAUCGAUACGUCAGAGACCAUCGCUCUCCAGGAGCCUCCACCAGGCAGCCUGGUUGACAGUGUGACAAAUUUCACCAAGAAAUUUGUCGAAAAGCUGGAAGACGUAGAUUACAAAGGCAAGGUGAAGUUUAACUGGGCUGUGGGUGGACUGCAUUUCUCCAUGACACAGUCGAUCAUUAGCAAACUCACCAGCAAGGAUGAAUUCAUCAGGAAAUUAAAAGAGGUUCGUUACUUGGGCAAGGGCACCUUUAUUGACUGUGCCAUCCAGAAAAUGAGUGAAGAGAUUAUGAUUCAAAGACCCGAUUCUCCGAGCAACGCCAAGACGCAGCGAUACGCGGUCGUCAUCACGGACGGCCAUGUGACCGGGAACCCCUGUGGCGGCAUCAAGGUGGCAGCCGAGCGGGCUCGGGACAAGGGCAUUAAGAUAUUUUCCAUAGCAUCAUCCAACAGCCUAGAGGAACUAGGCCUUAGAGAAAUCGCUAAUUCUCCUGUCGGGGUUUACCGCGACAACUACAUGGCUGUCGAUCUCUCCAGAGGACGACCUGAGCUUUUAACAGAACAUAUUGAUCGCAUUUACAACACCAUGCUGCAUCUAGCUUAUCAAGAGUGCUACAGUGUGAAGUGCCUGCAAACACCCGGACCUCCUGGUCCAGUCGGUCCCAGGGGUCAGAAAGGUGCCAAAGGAGACAGUGGUUCUGUGGGUCCCAAAGGUGACAGAGGCCACCCUGGUGAUCCUGGGAUUGAAGGUCCUAUUGGUUACCCUGGACCAAAAGGAGACCGUGGUCACAAAGGUGAAAAGGGAGAAAUUGGCUCAACAGGAAGGAAGGGAGUUGCAGGCAUUCCAGGACGCAACGGUACUGAUGGUCAGAAGGGCAAAAUUGGCCGCAUCGGGGCUUCUGGCUGUAAAGGCGAAUCAGGUGACACGGGUCCUGCUGGUUUUGCUGGAGGUGUAGGAGACAGUGGUCCAAAGGGAGCUCCUGGAGAGAAGGGAGAUGCAGGUCGACCUGGGAGAGAAGGACCACCUGGUCCACCAGGAGAACCUGGUCCCAAGGGUGAGACAGGUAGUCCAGGUACACCAGGUAUCCCUGGGCAAAAGGGCCCUCAAGGAACAGCUGGAGGCCCUGGCAAUAAAGGCGACACUGGAAGAAGAGGAGACCCUGGACCAAAGGGAAGCCAGGGAUCAGAUGGGCCAAAGGGAGAAAAGGGUGAACCGGGAUCUGAAGGUCUAAGAGGGCUUCCAGGUGAAGCUGGCAGUAAAGGAACCAAGGGAGAUCAAGGACUUCCAGGACCCAGAGGUCCAGCAGGACAAAUAGGAGAGCCAGGAAGAAAUGGAAGCCGUGGUGACCCUGGAGAUGCUGGACCAAGAGGUGAUCCAGGACCCCCGGGAGCAAUCGGUGACAGAGGUAGACAAGGGUUCAACUACCCUGGAUCCAGGGGGCCAACGGGUGACAUAGGAGUCAAAGGUAGACCUGGAGCUCGGGGCAGCAGAGGAGACUGUGGUCAAAAGGGAGACCCGGGACAGAAAGGAGUACCAGGAGAACCUGGAGAUCCUGGACCUGAAGGAGAGCCUGGAAAAAGGGGGCCUAAUGGAGAACCAGGAAGAGAUGGUGAUCCCGGUCCAGAGGGAGACCCAGGUCUUACAGAAUGUGAUGUCAUGAACUAUAUCAGAGAGACCUGUGGGUGUUGUGACUGUGAGAAGAGGUGUGGAGCACUGGAUAUUGUAUUUGUGAUCGACAGCUCUGAGAGUGUGGGACUAACAAACUUCACUCUGGAGAAGAACUUUGUAAUCAACACCAUCAACCGAUUGGGCUCGAUAGCUAAGGAUCCUCACUCAGAGACAGGAACACGUGUUGGUGUGGUCCAGUACAGUCACAGUGGAACCUUCCAGGCCAUCCAGCUAAACGACUCCAAGAUCGAUUCCCUUACAGCCUUCAAAGAUGCUGUGAAGAAUCUGGAGUGGAUCGCUGGUGGCACAUGGACUCCGUCUGCCCUGAAAUUUGCCUACGACAACCUAAUCCGUGAUAGUCGACGUUCCAAGGCUAAAGUGACUGUGGUGGUGAUCACCGAUGGUCGCUUUGAUCCCCGGGAUCAAGACGCACUGCUGGGUUACCUGUGCACGGAUAGCAGCAUCGAUGUAAAUGCCAUUGGUGUUGGAGACAUGUUCGCAGAGGAAGAAGAAUCUGAAAGUUUGAAGUCCAUUGCCUGUGACAAACAAGACAGAGUGACGGGCAUGAAGCGGUUUGCUGACCUGGUGGCAGAGGAAUUCAUUGACAGGAUUGAGACUGUUCUUUGCCCAAACCCAGUGAUCAUCUGCCCUGACCUUCCAUGCAAAGCUGAUGUGUCAUCUCAUUGGAAUGGGUACCCCAUACAUGGAUUCUUUGCAGAGGAAGGGUCAAACAGCGUUGUCCCAACUACUGUCCCAAACGUCUCAAACUUACUCAACUCUCUGCAGGAGGUCAAGACCCCCGAUGCCUACACCAGGGCUGUAGCCACAUUGGCCUACACAGCCCAGAGAGCCAAGUUCGCCAACGGGACAGAGAAACAGCAGUGGACUAAUUUGUUCAUUGACUCUUUCAGAGUUGUCUAUGGCGAUCUCCUGGGUGACCCUAACAAAGCCUUGGGGUUGUGUUAGGCAGUGCCGGCUCAUUAUUUGGCCAAACUGGGCUGUCAGAAAGUGGCUGUACAGUAUAUUUUUGGUUAUGAAAACUGGUUGCUCUUGGCCUCGCUGUACGAAUAUGUGAAAAGGAAAUGAAAUUAUAAUCACUAAAAGACAUCUCAAGCUUGCUGAACUAACAUUAAUAUGAGACAGCUGUAUUCAGGGCUAAAAUUUAAACACUAAUGCGCAAUGGCCAGUAAGGUGGUCAGUGAUGCUAAGCAUGAUAAUGACCUAACAUUUUAGGACUGAUUAUUAUAAAGAUGGAAGCCUCUUUCUCCUGACCUCAGUGCCUGCUGCUUUAAAAAAAAAAAAAACUUUUAUUUUGUUUAUAUAAAAUAUAUAUAUCUACUUGAACAAAACUAAGAGAUAGAAUUAAGGCAUCCGGACAGACUGAGUGCUUUUCUUGCCUGCACAUCUUAAUGUUAUUAAUCUGGGCCAGGCUGCUUAAACCCUCAGGAAGUCGGAGGCGUUUUGGCUCCGCAGAGGGAUAUAUUCAGCAGUAUCCAUGUCAAAGAUAUGGCAGUGAUAAGCAUAACUCAUGCUAUGUGUAAAUAUUACAUUUUGAGUAAUCCACAUCAGGAUUAUCUGAUAAAGUUUUGCACUUUGCACAGUACCGGCGGGCUUUAUUUCCUCCACAGCCUAGGCAAUAUAAUAGUUUUCAUGAUCUGAUACAUAACCUCUCUGCCAUUUCCAUUCAGCAAUUCACUUUAAUUUGGGGUGAAAUCUUAAGUUACUGUAGAGUAGCUUGUAGGAUUGCGAAUACAAAAUGCUGCAUCGUUAUUGUAUGUUAUUGUAUUAAUGUUGUAUAUUACAUGUGCAAUUAGAAAAAAGCUCCAAGACUGCAAGAUCAUAUUGAAUAAACAUACUGCAAACAAAAAAAGUUUUAGUUUUUAGUUUGUUAUUGUCCAUUUCAACUAACAGCUAAGGAUCAUUUGUUUGGAUUCGUGAUCAGAGACCCGUGACUCCGCUUUGUAGGAUUGAGCCUGUUAUUUUAUCUGGUUUGCAUAUAAAUCUAGCACUUAAUAUGCUGUUUGUUGUGGUACGAAUUUAUUCUGUCGUGCAGGACUGUAUCACUUGCUGCCCAUUUUUUAACAAAGCUACAAUACCCAGCAUGCAACAUGGCAAUAUGUAUACAAUCCCUGGGAGUUCCUACUGACAAACCAGUCCAGAUUUCUGAAGGCUUUGAAAGAAAAGAAAAAAAGCCGACAGAUGAUGGCUGCGCUGAUAGCACUUUUACAGGAGGGGUAAUUCUGGGCCCUAUCUCUGUAGUGCACAUUUCAUCUCAGCUAAGUAGCUCACUAUCAGUAAAAUGUCUAUUCAUGUAACACUAAUAGAUAACAUUAUGGUAGCUAAUUAUGCUGUUUUUUUUUUUAGAAAGCUUGCUUCCUGUUACCCAGCUAGACAGUUCUGUAUUUUCUGUCCCAAAUAUAGUCAGACAUCAAGGCUUAGACAUUUAGCUUUGUUGAUGUCACGUCCCUGAAUAUACCGUUAUCUACUGAGUGACGCAUUUCCCAUCAUACACCUAUAUUCAUUGUAGUCCUUCAAUUUUUUUCAAGAUAUGUACUGUAAUUAGGAGUUUUGUCAGCUCUGAAACCAGGAAAUCGACCCACUGUGUCAUCACUGUAAGAUGCAACUAGGCAUAUAUUGAAGGUCAGAGAGAAAGAUUUUUAUGAGCUGUUAAUCUGUGAUCAAUAUUUUGUAUUUUCUCUCCCACAGAGCCAGCAGUAGCCAGUUGCAUUCAGCGUCCUGUUGAUCUUGUGUUCUUACUGGAUGGUUCUGAACGUCUGGGCUCGGAUAAC
Molecule: messenger RNA, 4771 nt
Organism: Tachysurus fulvidraco (yellow catfish)
Lineage: Eukaryota; Metazoa; Chordata; Actinopteri; Siluriformes; Bagridae
Gene: col6a2
Product: collagen, type VI, alpha 2
Exons: 28
Coding region: 195-2948 (917 amino acids)
Source: RefSeq, a predicted model, not a curated record